This is a messenger RNA of Entamoeba dispar SAW760, 1731 nucleotides long. RefSeq names its product replication factor C large subunit, putative. Gene Ontology annotation, molecular function: ATP hydrolysis activity; DNA binding; ATP binding. The record is from RefSeq and is a predicted model, not a curated record. The coding region runs from base 1 to 1731 and encodes 576 amino acids. Gene Ontology annotation, cellular component: nucleus. The transcript has 2 exons. NCBI's taxonomy places the organism in Eukaryota, Evosea, Mastigamoebida, Endamoebidae. Gene Ontology annotation, biological process: DNA replication.
AUGAGUCUUGACAAGUGGUUUGUUUCAAAAACAAAGCCAAAAAUAAAGGAUGGAGCAAAAGUUCUUUCAUCCUCUUCACAUGAAAAAAUGGGAUCUCCACCUACUUCUAUUCAACUUAGCUCAGAAAAAAAAGAAAAGAAAGUUCAAAGUAAUGAUAACGAAGUUAAAAAACCUAAAAUGCCAUCAUCAAAAAUUAGUAAAAAAAAAAUAAAUAAACAAAUAAAAUCAGUUAAAAAAGAACAAGAAAGUAAUGAACAACUUGAUAACAUUGAAGAACAACUUGAUACAGGAAUAGAAACAAAAAGUUCGAUUAAUGUUGUUGUUAAAAAAACAAUCAUUGAACCUAAUAAACAAAAGAAAACACCUAAACCAAUUGAAUCUAAAAAAACACAUUUCAAUGCUUUUAGUCAUGAUACUACAGCAAAAAAUAAAGGAUCAAAAAUUGUUCCAAGAGGAGUUGGAAAUUUCUUUGGAGAAAAUGAGUUUGAAAAGAAAAACUUUGUAUUAACAGGUGUUUACGAUGAAUUAGAUAGAGAUGAAAUGAAAGAAUAUAUCACUAAUUUUGGUGGAAAUGUUGCAACAAGUAUCAGUGGAAAAACUGGUGUUUUGAUAGCUGGGGAAGAACCUGGACCAUCAAAAAUUGAAAAGGCAAAAGAAAAAGGAAUUGCUAUAUGGAAUGAAGAUGAUGUAUUUGAUUAUGUAAAAAAAAAAUUAGGAGAUAAAGUUAUAAUAACUAAUGUACCUAAACAAACAACCAACCAAAAACAACAAACAACUAAUGUAGAUAAAAGUACUAAUGUUAUUAAUUCAAAUGAAAUUAUUUGGACAGAGAAAUAUAGACCUCAAACAAAAAGUGAUCUUAUUGGAAAUAAAAAUCAAAUUGCUAAAUUUUAUACUUGGAUUAAUAAAUGGGAAAAAGUUAUUCCAGAUAGAAGAGCUGUAUUACUUGCUGGAGCUCCUGGAGUUGGAAAAACAACAGUUUCUAAAAUUGUUGGAAAAACUUUGGGGUUUAAUCCAAUUGAAUUUAAUGCCUCUGAUACAAGAAAUAAGAGUUCAAUUGAAUUAGCCAUUAAAAGAAUAUUCUUAAAUGGACAAAUAAGUAUUGAUGGAAGUAAAAACAAAAAACCAUUAAUUAUAAUGGAUGAAGUUGAUGGAAUGUCUUCUGGUGAUAGAGGUGGAAUUACUGAAUUAGUUAAAUAUAUAAAAGAAACUGAACAACCAAUUGUAUGUAUUUGUAAUGAUGUUAUGGAUAAAAAAAUGCAACCAUUAAUAAAUGUUUGUGAAACUAUUAAUUUUUCAAAAAUUAGUGUUCUUGAAUUAACUGAACGUUUAAAAUAUAUUUGUGAUAAAGAGGGUGUUCAAGUAAGUGAUGAAAAUUUAAGUCAAAUUGCUUCUAAAGCACAUGGAGAUGUUAGGUAUGGAAUUAAUAUGUUACAGUCAUUUGUUAAAUGUGGAGUAACAUUAGGAGAAAAAAAUGAAGAUAUUGAUUAUGUUGAAGUAGUUCCUACAUUAAUAACUCGAUACUCUUCAACUAGUUUUACUGAAAAAAAUGAGAUUUUCUUUAUGGAUAAUUUUAUGAUGCCAAUUUAUUUACAUGAUUCAUUAUUACGUGCUCAAAAUUUUUCUGCAUUAUCUAAAUCAUUUAGUUCAUUUGCAAUUGGUGAUAUUUUCCAAAAUUUAGUUAAUAAAACUCAAAAUUGGAAAUUAAUGCCAAUUACAGGAAUAUUUUAA